Melitaea cinxia (Glanville fritillary) is the source of this 1463-nucleotide messenger RNA. It is a transcript of the gene GSTe3, whose product is annotated as glutathione S-transferase theta-2-like. Bases 123 to 1421 code for a protein of 432 amino acids. The transcript is spliced from 11 exons. NCBI's taxonomy places the organism in Eukaryota, Metazoa, Arthropoda, Insecta, Lepidoptera, Nymphalidae. The record is from RefSeq and is a predicted model, not a curated record. Gene Ontology annotation, molecular function: glutathione transferase activity. Gene Ontology annotation, biological process: glutathione metabolic process.
AUAACGUAUCAACUAUCAGUUGUAUUCGGUGUGACUAUCACGCUGGUUGUGUAAUAUGUAUAAUAGACAAUAUAAACAAGCUAUAUCAAAUUAAAAUUCAUAUACUAUCCUCAGUAACCACAAUGCUAUUGAAAUUAUACAAAAUGGACUUAAGUCCCCCUGCGGGUGCUGCUUUGAUGAUUUGCGAAAUUCACAAAAUACCAGUUGAGAUGAUUGAUGUGGAUCUUAUAAAACAAGAAAACUUGAAACCUGAAUACCAGGAGAAAAACCCUUUACACACGAUACCUUUGCUAGAAGACGAUGAUCUAAUCAUACAUGACAGCCAUGCGAUUCUAACUUACUUAACAGAUAAAUACGGUAAGGACGAGUCACUUUACCCCAAGGAUCUAAAGAAAAGAGCACAAGUUGACCAAAAACUAUUUUUUGACACAUUGCUUUUUCAUCGUUUCCGCUCUAUAACUUAUUCUGCUAUCUUUGAAGGCCUCAGGAAACCGACAGAAAAACAGUUAAAAGACUUGGACGAAGCAUAUAGCUUUUUAGAUGCUUUUCUAUCAAAAACGAAAUUUAUAGCGGGAGACAAUAUGACUAUCGCCGAUGUUUCGAUUCUUGCUUCAGUCGCCGCAAUACGGCAUAUCAUCCCAAUAGACGGCAACAAAUAUCCCCAUGUUCAGUCUUGGUUUACACAUAUGAGUAAUCAAUCUUUCUUCAAAAAUUGUGCCGAACCGGGUUCAAUUACAUUAGGAGAAAUUCUCAAAGCCCGUUUGGAUCUUAUGCCGUUGAAACUGUAUAAAAUGGACAUAAGUCCUCCCGUGUGUGCUGCAUUGAUGAUAUGCGACAUCCACAAUGUUCCAGUGGAAAAAAUAGAUGUAAAUUUUUUAAAAUUGGAACAAUUUAAGCCGGAUUAUGUGAAGAAAAACCCUAUUCAUACAGUUCCUCUAUUAGAAGACGAUGAUUUGAGCAUACAUGACAGUCACGUAAUUCUAACGUACUUAACCGAGAAAUAUGGUAAAGACGAAUCUUUAUAUCCUAAAGAUUUGAAGAAAAGAGCUCAAGUUGAUCAAAAAUUAUUUCUUGAUACUCUGAUUUUCUUCCGUAUGCGUGCUAUAACCACUCCUGCUUUCUUCGAAGGAGCAAGAAAACCGACGGAGAAACAGCUAAAAGAUUUAGAAGAGGCAUAUAAAUUUUUGGAGGCGUUUCUAUCAAAAACGAAGUUUGUGGCUGGCGACAAUAUGACCAUAGCGGAUAUUUCGCUUCUCGCAACAUUUAAUGCAGUGCGUUAUAUUAUUCCAAUGGAUUUCACAAAAUACCCAAAAGUUCAUGACUGGUUUUCUCAUAUGAAAAGUCAAUCAUUCUACAAAAAAAUCAUAGAACCGGUGACAGCUGAACUCGAAAAAAUUGUAAAAGAAAUUUUGGAUCUUUAAAUAUUAUGACAUUUUUGUAAUACAAUAAAUAUUUUAAAAAUA